Molecule: messenger RNA, 2635 nt
Organism: Cucurbita pepo subsp. pepo (vegetable marrow)
Lineage: Eukaryota; Viridiplantae; Streptophyta; Magnoliopsida; Cucurbitales; Cucurbitaceae
Product: putative protein S-acyltransferase 22
Biological process (GO): protein targeting to membrane; peptidyl-L-cysteine S-palmitoylation
Cellular component (GO): endoplasmic reticulum; Golgi apparatus
Molecular function (GO): protein-cysteine S-palmitoyltransferase activity
Source: RefSeq, a predicted model, not a curated record
AACUAACCAAUUCAAUACAAAAGGACAGAUUCUAAAAGGAAAAGAUGAAGAACAUUUAAUGUUUUGUCGAAGUGGCUUCAAAAUAGUGAAAGGAGUAAUUGUUUGCUUUGUUGAUCUGAUUUGAAGAGAUGUUUAAAGGGAAAUUGGGUUAUUGAGCUGCCGUUUCAUUGUAAAUAGCAGUGGCUUCUCUUUGUCUUCAGUGACACAUGAUUUGCCCAGGGAAAAAGGGUAACGCCUGAAACCAAAGUAAAAGGGAGGUUUCGAUGCAAUUAUAGGCUUUAAAACCAAAACCCACCCUUCUCUUCUCUCCUUCUUCACGGGUUCGAAUCCCAAAUAUGACUAAACUUCACUAGCAAAUCUUUGUAGUUUCUGUGGGAAAGGGGUUCGUAAUCUGAAGCCCAUCCUGUUCUUCUUCUUCGUGUUCUUCGUGUUCUUCUUCUGGGUGUCUCCAAUGAGGAAGCAUGGAUGGCAGCUUCCUUACCAUCCUCUCCAGGUUGUUGCAGUUUCUGUGUUUCUAGCUCUGGGGUUUGCUUUUUAUGUCUUUUUUGCUCCUUUUGUUGGGAACAAGAUUUUUCAGUAUGUUAUGAUUGGACUAUAUACUCCUCUUAUUACAUGUGUGUUUGGUCUAUAUAUCUGGUGUGCGGUAGCUGACCCGGCAGACACGGGAGUGUUCAAAUCCAAGAAGUAUGUCGAUGUUCCUGAUGAAGGGAAGUGUUCUCAGCAAAAAAGUUCUAAACUCGGUGGCGAAUCCACGCAUGAUCCCAAUGCUGCUGCUUCUGUGGAUAAAGAUGCAAAUUCAAAGGACAGCCCUGCAUCAAAGAAGCUGUCGUGUCUUUCGUUGGUGUGCUUCCCUUGUGCAUAUGUAUGCAAUUGUUCGGGUUCGAACGAGGAACCGUCCGACCAAAACAUGAGUGAAGAUGGCAUGUUUUACUGCAGUUUGUGUGAAGUUGAGGUUUUCAAGUAUAGCAAGCACUGCAGAGUUUGUGAUAAGUGCGUUGAUCGGUUUGAUCACCACUGCAGGUGGCUUAACAACUGUAUUGGCAGAAGGAACUAUCGACAAUUUUUCACCCUCAUGGUUACCUCCCUCCUCUUGCUUAUUGUACAAUGGUCGAGUGGAAUCUUUGUGCUCAUCUGCUGUUUUGUCGAGAAGAAACGGUUCUCUGUGGAAAUCUCCUCCAAGUUGGGUAGCAGUUUUUCUUUGGCACCUUUCAUUAUUGUAGUGGCGGUUUGUACCAUCUUGGCUAUGAUAGCAACAUUGCCACUGGCUCAACUCUUCUUUUUCCACAUCCUUCUCAUAAAGAAGGGAAUUACAACAUAUGAUUAUAUCAUAGCUCUAAGGGAGCAAGAGCAAGAACAACAGGGAGGUGGUGGCCAACAAAGUCCUCAAAUGUCUGUUGUCAGCUCAUUAACUGGACUAAGCAGCGCAAGCUCGUUCUCGACUUUCCACCGAGGUGCAUGGUGUACUCCCCCGCGCUUGUUUCUCGAGGAUCAGUUUGAUGUGAUUCCACCGGAGACGGGGUCUGUUAGUUCGCUAGGAAAGAGGACGGUCAGCGAAGAAGCAACCAAGAAAAAGAACCCUGCUGCUGUGAGGAUCAGUCCAUGGACUCUGGCAAGACUAAAUGGUGAUGAGGUUUCAAAGGCUGCAGCAGAGGCAAGGAAGAAGUCCAAAAUUCUGCAGCCUGUGGUUAGAUCAGCAACACCUUUUGAACGUGAACCAGAUAGCAGUUUUGGCAGUAGUGGUCGCCGAAUCGUUUCACGACUCGAAAAUAAUAGAAGGCGAGGGAAUAAACGUGUGCGACUUCCAUCUGAUCUACCUAUGCAACACUUAACAAAUGUUCCAGGAAAAGCUGUUGAAAAAGGUUUCUCUGGCACAUCAACUAGCCUUGGUCCUCUUCAGCUUGAAGCACGCAGUGCUUUCCAAACAAGCCGAGCAAUGUCGAGCUCGACCAUGGCUGCGUCGUCUCCAGAGAGCAGUUUGGGGUCGCCUGACAUCCAUCCGUUCAGAAUAUCCUCCUCAGGAGCUGAAGAGUCUAAGAGAGUCACUGGUGUAUUAGCAGCUAAUGUAGCUGCUGCUCAAAAGGGACUUCCAUUGUCGAGGUCGACUAGUGAUGGAUAUGAAGCUUCGGGCGGAGAGGACAGCGACCGAGUUCCUUCGAGGAUUGUUCAAAGACCGACAAGCUGGAACAACCUCUUGUAUGGUUCGGAACAGGAAGAGAGGAUUGCCCAACUGCAAGCAUCAUGUUCUAACCAGAUUAACAUGAGACAUACCUGAUUAUGAGCUUACCGAACAUGUUCGUGUCGAUAUCGAUGUGGUGCAAAGUCGAUAAUUCUUUGAUUCUCCAGCCAAGGAAUUCGAGCACCACCAAUCAAACAACCUAUUCUGUAAAGUGAAAAUGUAGUCACAGAAUCAAGGCAUCGCAGAAGACAUAGGAAAACGUAAAACUCGAGCUAGCCGAUGCCGAUCUCGACACUUGAAUUUGUUAGUUUAUUGCUUGCAAUUCCCGGAUUUGCUUUGUUUGAUAUAAACCAAUUCCUUGGAUUGCUUUUGUUGAAGUUGUGUUAGUUCCAACCAUUGGAUUCUUGUUUAUCAUUGGUGACGUAUUUGAUUAACUAUGGACACCUCCAACAGUCUCUU